UGUUUUACUGAUUAGAUGGAGCGAAGUGACGGCACGACAGGCCAGAAUCAACACAAGGGGAAAUACCUUCUGGAGUAUGUUUGUCGACAACUGAACUUAGCAGAGAAGGAUUAUUUUGGACUUCGUUAUGUAGAUGCCACACGACAAAGGCACUGGUUAGACCCGGCAAAAUCUGUGAUAAAACAAGUCAAAGAUAUGGAUCCUAUAUUGUUCAGCUUCCGUGUAAAGUUUUAUCCACCAGACCCCUUCAGACUGAAGGAGGAAAUAACUCGAUACCAGAUCUACUUGCAGCUCAAGAGAGAUCUUCUCCAUGGACGCCUGUACUGUACGCCGUCAGAAGCAGCCCUGCUGGCUGCUUAUAUAAUUCAGUCGGAGUUGGGUGAUUAUGAUCCAGAAGAGCAUGAAGAUAAUUAUGUCUCAGACUUCAAACUGUUGUUAAAGCAAACACCAGAAAUUGAGGGAAAGAUAAUGGAGCUGCACCAAACACAACUCAGAGGGCAGACACCAGCACAAACAGAAACCAAUUUUCUGAGGAAAGCCUGCCAGCUGGAUACAUAUGGUGUUGAUCCUCAUCCUGUAAAGGAUCACAGAGGAAACCAGUUAUAUCUUGGGAUAAACCAUUGUGGUAUCUUAACAUUCCAAGGCAGUCGCAAGACACAUCACUUUCGUUGGAGUGAGGUUCAGAAAAUAAAUUAUGAAGGGAAAAUGUUUAUUGUUCACCUUACAUAUAAUGAGAAAAAACAUACAGUUGGUUUCAAAUGUCCUACUGGGGCAGCUUGUCGCCAUGUCUGGAGAUGUGCCAUAGAACAGAUGCUUUUUUUUACACUUCCCUCGAGUUCUGAAGCACCUUCAGUGGUGACAGGUGGCAGUUUCUUUUCCUGGGGAACAAAGUUUCGAUACACUGGUCGAGUUGAGAAAGAAAUUCUUGAAGAUUCUGGUCCACUGAGAAAGGAAGAGCCAUCAAUAAACAGGAAUUUUCGCUCAUCUAGUUUGCGGCGGAAGGCUUCCAGUGUUCCAGCCACUCCUUCAACACCUAUUGGCUCGGAACUGGGUGAGAUUAGGUAUGGAAGUCUCCCAAGAGCCAAUCAUUCUGCGCCAACCUCAGAUGCACGACUGGAUGCCAGCGGAAAUAUUUUGUGUGGAUCUGAUGUUCCACUUUCAUCACCUUACUGCACAGACUCUGCACUGCCACUUCUUGAGACUGUUGCUGAAGAUCAAGAAAUAACAGGGAAGCAUCGGUUACAAGCUGAGGAUAUUGAUGCAUUUAUUAAGCAUGAAAAAAAACAGAAUUCACCAUCACGCACUUCUACCACACAAUGCAUGGUCCCUUGCACUUCCACACCCAAGGGAGACAUUGUUUAUGAAUCAAAUCUGGAUAAUGGGUUUGAAAAACAUCAGAAAGCAACAGAAGAAAAGAAUGUAACUGACGGCAUUAAGGAACCUUCCCAACACAAAUUAGGUCUGAAGGAUGGUGAAAAUGUGCAGCAUGGUUUUGAUGACUAUUACUUCCGCGACUCGUUUGAGCACUCGUCAUCGGAGUCGCAACUAAUGGAGCUCGGUCUCAAGCAGACACACCUGGGUACAACACCCACCAGGACACAACCUCCACCUAUACAAGCACCUCCUACCUCUUCACAGGUGGGACUUGUAUCGGCGCAACAUUCGGGUGGCACUAAUCGUCGAUUCAACAUUUUUCGUGUGUUUGUGCCAUCAUUUCUAGUUGUUGUGGCAUCACUAGUUAUUGGUACUGUGUUUAUACUCGAGCUGGACUGUGAAACAUUUAGCACUCUGCGGCGAUGGCCAGAAAUGGUAGUAUUGCGGCAUGAUUAUUACGAACCUAUGAAGGAAUACUUACGGAGGCAUUUUGUAGGCUGGUUAUCGUAGAAUAACAGUGAAACUUUUAUUGUUACCUGUGCCUAGGGACUUUGACCCACACCUACAGUAGUGGUGCAAUAAUGACUGUACCAGACAGCUGUAACAUGCAUGUAGGUUUUCUUUGGAAAUGCUUUUUCUGUGAGACUAACAGCGAAGGGAAAUCUGCAGGGAUACAUACUGUCCACUCUGUACGUAAACGUAACUGGUUUCUAGUGCAAGACUUUCUGAAACAUUUGGGAACUUUUUUACAUAUUAAUAAAUGUCCUCCUUCACAGCUUUUAUGGGACUUCAAACUAACUAAUGAACAGUUUUUUAAAAACGCUGAUUUAAAUUCUCCCUGUGCGCCUUCCGUUACUCCUCAAAGUGCCUGCAACCACUGUUGGCAGUGGUUAUUCCAUUUCUUCUUGCCCCAAAUUUUUGUGGUAUCUUUCAUCAGAGUAAUACCUAUUUACAUAUUUUGUUACCAUACAGCAUUAAUAGGAACAAGUACUGAUGGGGCCAAUAAAAAUGUGGCCUAAGUAAUGCUGCUGUUGCUCUGUAUGAAAGUUAUGGAUAUAAAAGAUUGUGCUUUCACAUAUAUCACAUUGUCAAUUAUAAAUGAAAUCUUUGUUAUUUUUAAUAGUUUUUAAAAAUGGUUGGUAUAACUGUGUAACAGAGAUGCAAGCUUUUGUUUUUAAAUAACAAACACAGCCAGAAGGCUUGUUUCAGAUUGAAUGACAACUGUUUAAUUGUUUUACUGAAUAAUCAACAAAAAUCUAUGUUAUCAUCAUGAUAUUUGAUGAGGUGCACAUUCCACAUUAUCACUGUUAUAAAUAAUGGACUUUUAAUGUAUCUAACUGUGAUCCAGAAUUGAAAGUACAAAAUGUACUGCGCGAAAAGGAUGUUUUAAGUUUUAAAAGUCUAAUGUAAUGAAAUUUUAUUUAUUUAUUUAAUCUGUGUUCAAACAACGUACUCACUGAAGAUGAUUUCAUGGCACAUUCUGUGUUCUUUAAGAAAGAAAUGUAAGGAAAUGUUUUAAUGUAUACAUUCCAUAAGCAUUUUAUUGUAUUAUUAUAAAUGUAGAGUUACAUUCCUUUAUUUUUAAUAAGUAGACAAUGACAGUAUAGCCUCCACCUCUUCCACUCUUCUUUCAUUCAGGUGCUUUCUGCUGUUUAUGGAACUGAGUGCAGCAAUAAAUAAUACAAAUUUGGAAUGAAGGUCAAUCAGUUUACAUUUCAUUUCCUGUCUAACUAAUGUGUUUUAAUAAAGUACUUCUAGUUUGUGUUCUCUUGUGUAUGCUGUAUCAUAUUCUUAACUCUUCUAAAGACGAACAUAUAAAAUGAACAUACAUGAUCACUAUUAGAAUAUAAUAUAGCUUGCAAUUACUGUCCUGCGUGCCAUAUGCCCUCAUAAGAUAGAUCACUAUGAGGUGGAUACCAAUGGCAUAUUGACAGAUACCAUACUUCUCACAGAUCAGUAUUUAGCUUUGAAAGAAGACAUUCAUGUACAAAAAAUGUUCUAGAAUCCCACAAAGAAGUGGCAUAACAAUACAGACAAUUAAGAGGAAAAAUUCCUAAAACAAUUUUAGUACUUGCCAGACAACUGUAAAAAAUUCAAGUGAUCUACAUUAAGGUGUCUGCCUGUUUCAUACUUGUCAUAAUGUGUAACGCAUCUAUUAUUCCCGAGUAUUCUCCAGAGAUUUCAGUGUUUACUGUUGAGGCAAUUACAAAUAUACAGUAACAUAUUUCACAUUGUGCAGCACCUUUUGGCAUCAUCUGACAGCUCUCAGAUGAAAGAAUGAAUCCAACUUCUGAAAACAACCAUAAUGGUCAACUUUUAUUCAACUCUGGCUUAUUAACUUCUUUUCAACCUGUGGUACAACUAAACCUUAAACACAUACCUGUCAUACAAUAAAACAAUGCACCUUUCUGCAAGACAGGAAUGUGAGCUACAACCAGUACACACAUGCUGAACAAUCUCAUUCUUUUUACUCAGUGAUUUUCCUCAGCAUUUAUUUAGAUGGAUGCUAAGCUAGUUCCCCAGUUUCAUCUCAGAACCACAACAGAGUUUACAAACAUACAAAUGACACACACAACAUUCUUCCUCUAACACUAACGAGAGCAAAAAAAGAAAUCACUAGGAUGUACACACACACACACACACACACACACACACACACACACACACACACACACAAAAUCAGGAAAAUCAUAUAGAGUGAAAAUUAUGACCAGAUACUGACUAAUAUGAACAGUAUUUCUGAAAUAAGCAAGUUUUUAAUAAGAAGAAAAAUACUGUAAAUAUCAUUAAAAUAUAUUUUUGUCAUCCAUAUUCUACAUACUUUAAUCUACUUUAAAUAUUUUCCGUUAUUGUUCAAACAUAUGUCAUACUGCUCAAUGCAUUUUGAAUUUGAUGUCAAAGACAUCUGCCGCCUGUGAAGAAACCCAUUCCAGGGCUGCAGCUUUUGCUACUACUUUAACCACUGACCACCAGGGGACUCCAUUAAUUACUGUAGCAGGUAAAAAUCACUUGUGUAAGGACUGGACAGUGAAGUAGAUGAUCCAAUUGUUCCUGCCCAAAAGACAUGACCAGAUCUCAUGUUUGUACAGAAACAUGGGGCUUCCACUGUCAUGGAGCAACAUCACACCAGAGCACAGCAGACCACUCUGCUUGUUUCAUAUGGCACACCAGAAUUAAGAAUCUAAUUAUAGACUGUAUCUCACAGUUGGCAGGUAACUCAAUAUUCUUAAACAUUAUAAACUUUGACAGCUCAGCAACAGUGGGCUGCAAAUGGCAUCCAAACACACACAAGGCAUGCUGGAAGUAGACGUGCAUAUGUACUGAGGCAGUUAUAUGUUUUUUCUCUCAUUCACAAAUGGAGCCUAUUUACAAAACACCCCUCAUAUUUAGGUAUCAAAGAAUCUGUAAUAAAAUCUACAGUUCAACUGAUCACAAGCCACUACAGCAAAUUCCAAAAGAAAACUGUUUAGAUCUGAAAGCCCUUGCAAUUAUAAACAGAAAUGAACCAUUUAUUUGGUGAUGUUGCUCUCAAGCAACUGGGCUUUCUUAUUGUCUUGUGGACAGCCUUUAGAAAUACAGGCCACUUCUUGUCAGUGCUGCUGUCUCUUAACAUUCUCUGAACAUGAUUCAACACAUUGUCGUUUCAAUUAAUGGUUGAGAGGUACACAGAAAUCAUUUGAGUGCAUGUAACAGUUGGCAGUGACUAAGCUGUGUAGUGUUCUAAAGUCUUAUAUGGUUUACUUGGUACAACUUGGAAAGGGUAUUAUUUGUAGAAAAAUGUCUGCCAUUGUAACAUGGGGUGUUCUUUGUGGUUUAUAAGCAAAUCUGAAGGACAACACGAGACAAAACAUACUUGUUGAAAAAUAACAUCACAGCUUACAGAUAUGAGGGUGAGUCAAAUGAAAACAUUAAAUAUUUUUUUAAAUAUUAUUUAUUGUGCAGAAGUGGUACAAAGCUGUAUCACUUUUCAACAUAAUCUCUCCCACGCUCAAUGCAAGUCCUCCAGUUCUUACAAAGCACAUAAAUUCCUUCAGGAAAAAAUUAUUUUGGUAGUCUGUGCAACCACUCACGUGCCGCGUGACGUACCUCUUCACCAGAAUGGAACUACUUUCCCCUCAUUGCAUCUUUGAGUGGUCCAAACAUAUGGAAAUCACUUGGGGCAAGGUCUGGUGAGUAUGGUGGAUGAGGAAGACACUCAAAAUGCAGGUCUGUGAUUGUUGCAACUGUUGUACGGGCAGUGUGGGGCCUUGCAUAGUCAUGUUGCAAAAGGACACCUGCUUACAGCAAUCCAUGUCACUUUGAGUUGAUUGCAGGCCGCAGAUGAUUUUUUAGAUCUGUGUGAGAUGCACUGUUGAUAGUGGUUCCUAUAGGCAUGUAAUGUUCCAAAAUGAUGCCUUUUUCGUCCCAAAAGAAUCAGCACAGCCUUCCCUGCUGAUGGUUCUGUUCGAAACUUCAUUGGUUUUGGUAAUGAGGAAUGGCGCCAUUCCUUGCUCGCUCUCUUCGUUUCUGGUAGGUGGAAGUAACCCAGGUUUCGUCCUCAGUAAAGAUUCUUGCAAGGAUGCCAUCACCUUCUCGUUCAAUUCGCUGAAGACUUUCUUCACAAGCAUCAACACAUUGUUCUCUCAUUUCAUUUCAGGAGUCAGCUGCCUUGGCAUCCAUCUUGCAGACACUUUGUGAAACUGGAGCACAUCAUGCACAAUGUGGUGUGAUGACCCAUGACUAACCUGUAAAACAUGCUGCAAUGUCAUUCAGUGUCACUUGGCCGUUUUCCUUCACUAUGGCUUCAACUGCUGCAAUGUUCUGUGGAGUCACAACUCGUGCAUGACCUGGAUGAGGAGCAUCUUCCACUGAAGUCUCACCAUUUGCAAACUUCCUACUCCAUUCGUAGACUUCUUUCAAAAUUGCCUUCAAGAAGCAAAAAAAGUUCCUGUUGCUCUAACAAACAAACUGAUGCACAAAGUGUCCAAAUGGACCAUGUUUUAGUCCACGUUGCUUGGUCAGAUACGAGAACUGCGAGAGGAGUAUGAAACAUUAUGUUAUGAAAUUUCUAAAUCAGAUUCGGGUGCACUAAAAGCCAAUGUUAAACUUCUAGAGCAGAAGAACUCCAAGCUGAUAGAAAAAGCGACUAUGUAUAUUCCUUCAUAUGCCGCUGUUGCAGCUUCGCAAAAACCAAAGCUAAGUAGAAAAGCUGAAAUACAGAAAUCAGCUAACAGAAAAAAUAACACACACUUUCUUAUACAGAAUAAGAAGAAAGACAUCAAUGAUGUAAAGAAAGAACUUACUGAUGCAAUAAAUCUGAGGAUAGACAAGAUUAGCCCUCACAGAGGACACCACCUUAUCAAAGGGACCUUUAGUGCCAGUUUGCGUGCUUCGACAAAGUCAGAAGCUGUGCCGGUGAUAGCCUAGCUACUGGCAGGGUCACCCAAGCUGGAGUGGUCUCGAAUGGGGAUCCAGAUGAAGUGUCUCCCACAAUAUAGGGCAGGGUGGGCUCUAGAGGCAUGAUGAAGCCAGCUUUCUUACGGGAGACAACCCUGACAGAAAAUCAUGCAGGUCUCAAUACUUAAGAGGUGGCAGUCCUAUCACGUGACUUAACCUGUGCAGCACUCACUCAUAACACAGCCAAGGGAUUAAAAAAUUAUUGGCAAACUCACAAACAGCCUCAGAUACAGGACUAGAUCAUCUGGAGAUAACCGGAAAAUCUUAAAGGACAAACAAUUUGGCAUUACGGAUUAUAUGUCUGUGGCAACGUGGAAUGUUUGAGGAUUGACCAAUAAAGGAAGAGAGUUAAAAAAAAGUACUCAAAGAGAGGAAAGUAAACACUGAAAUAAUAACAGAAACUAAGGAAAAAACUAAAAGAAACAAAAGAUUUGACAGACUACUAGAUGGCUUACACAAUGGGGUCCCACAAGGAAAGCAAGCUAGUGCUAGAGUAGCAGUUUUGAUCAAUGAUGCAUAGAGUGGAAAGAUUCGUGAAUACAGCUACUUAAAUGAAAGAAUAAUGACAAUCGGAUUUCAAAUUCCAAGAGGUUAUCUAAUAGUUAUAGGUCUUUAUGGUACAGAAGGAAUCAAGGAUGAUACUUAUACUUUUUAUAACGAUCAUCAGCAAGAAGUGAACAAAAUCAACAAGACAGACGAUGUUAUCACUGGAGAUUUUAAUGCAAGAGUUGGAAUCUACCAAUGCCAGGAGUAGUAGGACAAUUUGAAGAAAACACUCUUAAUAAUAAUGGCCAGGAAUUAGGCUAAUUUGCUUCCUUCAAUAAUUUUAAUAUUACUACCACAUUUUACAGAAAGAAAGAAAUUCAUAAGUUUAAAUGGACUGCACGAGGAUUAAAGGCUGUGGCUGGUUAUGUACUAAUUAAUAAGAAACUGAAGAAUCUUAUGGAAGAUAAUGUAUUUAUAGAGGAAGCAACACAGGUGGCAAACACUUCCUUUUAGGCAGUAAGAUAGGGCAAGUACCAAAAUGAAAGAAAAUAAUUUCCAAGUGAACCCACAACAUGAGUUGUUCAAGAUACAUCUACUGUCGAAAAAUAGUAAUAGGAAACUUU
This is a messenger RNA of Schistocerca cancellata (South American locust), 7919 nucleotides long. RefSeq names its product FERM domain-containing protein 5-like. The transcript is spliced from 11 exons. Gene Ontology annotation, molecular function: cytoskeletal protein binding. The coding region runs from base 16 to 1884 and encodes 622 amino acids. Gene Ontology annotation, cellular component: cytoskeleton. NCBI's taxonomy places the organism in Eukaryota, Metazoa, Arthropoda, Insecta, Orthoptera, Acrididae. The record is from RefSeq and is a predicted model, not a curated record.